Molecule: messenger RNA, 5986 nt
Organism: Planococcus citri (citrus mealybug)
Lineage: Eukaryota; Metazoa; Arthropoda; Insecta; Hemiptera; Pseudococcidae
Gene: spri
Product: sprint
Exons: 21
Coding region: 566-4795 (1409 amino acids)
Biological process (GO): vesicle-mediated transport; signal transduction
Cellular component (GO): cytosol; endocytic vesicle
Molecular function (GO): guanyl-nucleotide exchange factor activity; small GTPase binding
Source: RefSeq, a predicted model, not a curated record
AUAGAUGGUUUAGUUUUCGUAUGCAUGAGGUAAGACAAGUGGGGAAUGAGGUAUUAGCAACUAUUGUAAGCUCGAACGGUCGUGGCGAUGGUCUUCAUUUCAGAGCGACCAAUCGCGCUGGUGUAAUUACGUGUGUCGUGUUGUCUAUUUAUUUUUAUCAUGAAGUGCUCGAGCUCGUACCGUGUUUCUUUUUCAAACUCUUUCGUUAACUACUCGUACAAAGUGACCGGCAUUUUUUCGUGCUGAAAAAGUGAUCGUGUGUGGUGAUCAGUGAUGUGUUUUGGUGAUUUUUUGUGCGGUGAUGUUGAGUGAUCGCGAGUGAUCUGUUCGCGCUGAAGAGUAUAAUAUUUAUUGUCGAGUGAAUAAUUUAUCGAGUGAAAAAUGUGGUGUUGUGAUGGAAGUGACGACCCAGUGCGUUUUUAAAUUUCAUUAUCAAAGUAAAGUCGCCGCGCCAGUCGAUGAAAAAAAAAACACCAUCGUGUGUCGAGUGCACCGUAUAGAUGUAGAGUAAUGAGAUGAAGUGCGACCAUCGUCAAUUCAUAUCUUCUCCGCCGCCACCAUUGCCAUGCUAAUUACUAAAUAUACGUCGGUGCUGCUGCAAACGUCGUCGACGACCAAGAAGACCGUCAUAUCUCGUAUGCUCGUACAAGAAUCAAGUGGUGGCCCUUCAAUAAGUCAUAGCGGAGAUGCUUUUUUGGAACCAUACAUGCAAGGAUUGUCGAACGAUGUGAAUCAUACGAUAGACGAGGUAUUUGACGGUAGCUCGAAUGUGUUCAAGAAAAGAUUACACGAUGAUUAUAUGCCGCACGAUGACCGCAUGUCCAGCUUCUCGUCGCCGGUCGAUAGCGUAGAUACGCCGCUGGACGAUAAAGGAGAGCAUUUUAUUAUCGAAGUUAACGCCGGAAGUCAAGGCAGUCUGAAUCAAUUAAUUAGCGGAGACGAAUGCUCGGAGUCGAGUUCGCUGAAUAGUAGUUUGGUCGGUGACGAAGAAACGCCAUGCGAUAUUACCUUAGUUGAAAGGCUCAUUAGAAGUCACCCGAUCUGGUUUCUACCCGGAAUCCAACGUGCUGGCGCGUUUCAUCUGCUGCAAGGCAAGGAGGACGGAAAUUUCGUCGUUCGACAAUCGAGUCAAAAUUCGACUAUGGCAAUUUCAGUCCGAUUGCCAAGUGGAAAAGGUCCGUAUAUUGAGCAUUACCUGAUACAAGGCUCGGAAGACGGUCAGAUCGGUUUGGAAAGCUCAGAAAAUAAAUUUCCCAGCAUUCCGUUAUUGAUAGCUCAUUAUUGCCAAUGUUGUGAUGAAUUGCCAGUACAACUGACGUUGCCUAGGGCCAUUCGAGAUGCAAAAAAUAGACAGCAACUGACUUCGUUAGCGCUACUGGGUCAAGAAUUUUGGAGAUACCCGAUGGCGAAUCCUCGUCAAUCAUUAAAGAUGGAAGACGAAUCGCCAUCCUCGUUAUCGACUAUGGCAAUGCCAUUAAAGGAGAGCAACAACGCGCCGCAAAUGCAAAACACGUCGUUCUUGGGUAGCAGCAGCUCGAAUAGUCCGGCCAGUAGUCUGAGCAGUUUUGAAAGCAGGAAUAAUAACAAUAACAGCAGCUGCAGCGCAUUGGAACAGCCGAGUUUGGUAUUCGAUUUAGACUCGUCGAAUAUUCCGCCAGACGAAUCUUCAUCUCAAAAUAACAGUUUGAUGACAACGUUUAAAGGCUCUCCGCAGUUUUCGUCCAUACCGUAUAAUCAAAUCGGGAUACCAGUUACUCCUGAGAGUCCUUCUUCGUUACCAGUUGAAACUAGUCAUUCGCAAGUGUGUAUACGCAGACCGAGGCCAACGCCGCCCAAUACGUUGAAUCUAAUGUCGACGACUGCAUCGACCAUAAGUUGUCGACCAGAUACUACUAAUACAGCUGUUGUCCAAAGUCAACUCGUCACUCCGACGAGUAAAACGCCUCCUCCUCCGCCACCUCGAUGGACUAAGCCUUCGUUGACGAAUUGUACGAGUACUUCUCCGAAUUUCACUGUUACAACAACGUUGACGUUUACGGUCAAUAAAGACAAGUCGCCUUCGCCCGAUUUAAAAGUAUCGCCAUCACCUCCAAUCGAGAAACCAGCCGAAAGGCACAUCAGCACGCAAAUAGUCCACGCGACCUCGUUAACUGCCAGUUUACCAACGAUCGCUCCUACUCCUCUACCCCGAUCUCAUAUACCGCAUAUUACUUCGCCUACCUCACCCUCGCAAACAUCGCAAGUCUUGUCGCCGGUCUCCGAAGGGAAUACUAGACCGUUCAACAGACGUCACCGACGACACCAUAAAGAAUCGAACCACUAUCAAGAAUCCGAUAUCAUCGAACCGUCGUACCACCGAAGUACCCUGGCAGACAAAGUUAGCGAUUACGAAGAUUUAUGGGCUCAAGACAGCAGUCUGGUCAGCACGUUUAAACCCCAACCCCCGCCCAGAUCAUUGCCACCGUCUAUCGAAGAUGUGUCGUUGCCGUCGACCAAGAGUGUUUUCAGGAAGAUUUCCACUUCGCCUCUGAGCAACGAAAUGGCCCCCGAGAAGCCUGCUACGCCGUCCAGUACCCCGGAACCGAAUAAGAAUCGGUUCGGUUUGGUGCUGGAUGUGUCCGGCGGCGAAGUGGUACCUUUGACGCCGAAUUGCGAUGCCGUUACGCCGGUUUCGUCUUCCGUUGAACCGUCGAUGACCUCUACUCCUGAGGCCGCCACACCAGCUGAACCACCCAAGCUGGGCAGUCCGUUCUACGCGGAACCGGCGGACGCCAUCAAACAAGCGGCCGCUGCUCUCAAAAGACGAACAAAACCACCGGUAUUCACUCCUCAGCCGUCGAUUCGUAACAGGCACUCGGAGCCUUCAUCGCUACAUCAAUGGCCACCAAUCGUCCUCUCGGGAGGAGGAAAUCUCGAACGAAUCGAUUCCAAAGAAGAACUCAUCACCAACGGUUCGUUCUCAUCUUCGGUCGACAAUCUGGUAGCUUUAAGGAAACCCAGAUACAGCAAUGGAUCUACAGUCAGCGCAUCUAAUCCGUUUUCCAAAAACGUGAAACCGGUCGAGCCGCCCAAAAUUGGCUUGAAUAAGAACAAAGGAGGUGAUUGGGCUUUGGAUUCGAGCUGGGAGUUUUUCGCUAAAGAAGGCCAUGAUGACGAAGAUGCGAAAUCUGAUAAAAAUCUCACCGUAAGCAGUACCUCGGAACGAGGGGAUGAAAUGUCACCGGAACCGGAAAAUACGUCGAGUAAUCGCAGUUUAACGGUCCAGGAAAUGAUAGCUCAAAAAUUACCAAAGUUACGCCUUUCUCCGGUAUUCGAUCGAGAUAAAAAUACUUCCAGUAGGUUGAACUCUUCUUUGGAUACGUCCAAUAACAGUAACGGUAACGAUAGUAAUAAUAAUUCCGAUAAAGUCUACCAUAAUGGACUCUCCGUUCUGUCUCAAGUCAGCGAUACGAGCGAUACACAGACUGAAUUCUCGGAGCCUUGGGAUAGCUCUCAAUGGGAUUAUUUAUUCACUAAAGUUACCCAAGCACCUCAAGAAGAAUCUACAAAUAACCAGAGCCGAUGUAGAAGUUUUAAGGAAAGAUUGGAUCCGCUUUUGUCUCCGCCACGACUGAAGGCUUUGGCUAGGACUAGAGUGACUGCUACCACUCCUGGAGCUGCUGUUCGUAACUAUGCUCUGAGAUUGGCCGCGGAUAAGGAUACAGUUUUUGCUCAAAAUAUCGAUAACUUCAUCUCGUGCACAAAAGAAUCCAAAGAAACUAAACCUCUCGUUGUGAUGAGAAAUAUGAGGCAAUUCAUGUCUGGAAUGAAGAACUACCUGGUAACGCAUGGUGAACGUGAAUUUAUCAAGGAAGUCGAACGUGAAAGGAGUAAGCUCAAGUCAACGGAAUUUUUAAAUUUGGACGCAAUUCUGGAAGGAGUUAUGCAUAAGUUAGUGAUUUGCCCAUUGAAAGAACACCUGUUGACGUUAUUCGUUCAAGAGUAUUCUGCCAGCGGAGCUAUUCAGUUAUUGGGCGAUAAUAUUGUACACGCUAGAACAAAACCACCUCACGAAUUAGGAAUCAAAGAAAGACUAAUAUUGCCAUCUGAAGAAGAUAUAGAAAGGAUAUACAAUCUAUUCACGCAAAUGCAAUCCGCAGACUCGCCUUUAGAAAAGUUAGAACUUCUGUUAAGUGCUAUCGCCAUAAUUUUCCAUUCUGUUAAAGUAUCGAAUAGUGGUCCCGAAGGAGUAUUCUUAGGUGCCGAUGAUUUUCUUCCUAUAUUCGUCUGGGUAUUAGUUCGAACCGGUAUGGUUGCUGCUGAAAUCGAAGCCGAAUACAUGUGGGGAUUGUUACAUCCUUCGUUACUAUCCGGCGAAGGUGGAUAUUACCUUACGACUUUAUCCAGUGCUGUGAACGUUUUAAAGAAUUUCAGACCAGUUAAUGAAAAUAGUGCUAUAUCGAGACUUUCGUGGUGCCACGAGCAAUUAUCCGAAUUCCGUUCAAUUUUUAAAGUCGUCGUUCCUGAUGAAAUGAAUGGAUCUUUGUUAACGAAAACUCUUCCAGUUAGACCGAACUCCACUACUAAAGAUAUAUGUAAAAUUAUAGCCCACAAGUUGAGGAUCACCAAUCCGCAAGAUUAUUCGCUGUUUAAAUUAGUCGAAGGAGAAGAAACGCCAAUGAAUGAUUCAGAUUGCCCACAAGAUAUGAAAAUCGAACUUGCCAAAGCUGGUAAACAUUGUAUUUUUGCCUAUAAACGCCUGGACGCGAAAAUCGCCUGGCCUACUACGACUACAUCGCAAACAGUCAAAUUGUGAUGAAGAUUUUCCAACAAAAAAUUAAAAAAAAAAGUUGUGAUUUAAUUCUGUGAAUUGAUUUGCGUAAUAUGUGUGUGAAACAUGUCAACUUAUAAAUUAUACCUAGACCUACUAUAAAUUAUAGUACAUCAGUAAGUAAGUACAAAAAAUUACUAAGAUUUUUAUUUCAUUUUUUUACCUCAUCGUUUUAAAAAUAAAAUUUUGACUUGAAAAAAUAAAAUUAUGUUUUUUGAACGGUACCCAAAUUUCUUUCUUUUAAAAAUAAGUUAACUUUUUUCUGAAAAAAAAAAUACCCGUAAUUUUGAAUUUUUAUUUUCGUUUUCGUUUUCCCCCGUGAAUAAAAUAAGACUUAAGGCUUUUAGAUCGCUUAGUUUUAUUUGUUUUCUUUCUUUCGUUCUACAUUUUGUUUUUCUUAAAAAUUCGAGUUUAUCGUCUUCGAACGAUGAGAUGAUAAUUUUUAUUAAUUUUAUACUUCUUUUAAUUCACGUAUUAUUACGAUUAAUUUAUUGGACUUUUUUAUUUAUUGAACUAACGACUGUUUUAAAUUAUUUGUUGUGUUUUUUUACGCGUGUUUAUUUGUAUGUGUAGUGUCGCAUUUAUUAUAUUUUUUUCUUCCCAAUUUACCAAUAUUUCUUUUCUCCUUCUUUCUUUCUUUUUUUUCUUUUUUUUUCGAGUAAGAAAUAAUAAUUUGUAAAUGACGAUUUGAAGUAGAUUUUUAACAAAAACCUUGCUCGAUGUUAUUUAUAUACAAAGUAAGGUUAAAAAUUAAGUAAGUAAUGUAAAUGUGUACAUGAUUUUUUGACGGGUUUUCGCUAUUUUUUUCCUCUUUUUUUUAUUGUACUUACCGCAAAGAGAUAACUUAAUACUAGUCAGUUUUUUAUGCUUAUUUGAUUAGCCUAUUUUUAAUAAUUUCCAUUCAGACUGUAUAAUUAUAUUGGAAAAAAUUCACUAUUUUUUUCCUAUGAUAAGUUUUUUUUUUUGAAAAAAUUAAUGUUGCGGUAUCGAGAAAAUUACAACGUCAUGAAGAUCAAAUUUCUUCGACUUUUAUGACGUAUGUGUUUUGUUUUUUUUUCUCUUUUUUUUUUUGUUUUUUUUUCUACAUUUCAAAGUAUUAUAUUCUCGAGUAGAGUGUAAGAGUUUUAAAAAUUAUGUACUAUUUUCUUUUUAUCAAUAAAAUUAAUUCAUUUCGAA